This is a messenger RNA of Danio rerio (zebrafish), 7225 nucleotides long. RefSeq names its product target of myb1 like 2 membrane trafficking protein b (gene tom1l2b). Gene Ontology annotation, cellular component: endosome; membrane. NCBI's taxonomy places the organism in Eukaryota, Metazoa, Chordata, Actinopteri, Cypriniformes, Danionidae. Gene Ontology annotation, molecular function: clathrin binding; ubiquitin binding; phosphatidylinositol binding. The record is from RefSeq and is marked validated. Gene Ontology annotation, biological process: protein transport; signal transduction.
AGUCGAUGGGUAUGUUGACAAGAUGGAGUUCUUGCUGGGAAACCCAUAUAGUACUCCGGUGGGACACUGCAUUGAAAGGGCCACAGAUGGCUCCCUGCAAAGUGAAGACUGGACUUUGAAUAUGGAAAUAUGUGACAUAAUCAAUGAAACAGAAGAUGGGCCUAAGGAUGCAAUGAGAGCUGUGAAGAAGAGGCUUAAUGGGAAUAAAAACUACAGGGAGGUGAUGCUUACAUUGACGGUUCUUGAGACAUGUGUAAAGAACUGUGGCUAUCGUUUCCACAUGCUUGUCACCACCCGAGACUUUAUUGAUGGCGUGUUGGUGAAAAUCAUAUCUCCCAAAAAUAACCCACCCGCGAUUGUUCAGGACAAAGUACUUGCUUUGAUACAGGCAUGGGCAGAUGCCUUCAGGAGUAGUCCAGAUUUGACAGGAGUAGUCCACGUCUAUGAAGAAAUGAAAAGGAAGGGUAUAGAGUUUCCUCGGUCUGAAUUGGAGACCCUGUCACCCAUUCACACACCACAGCGUCAGCAAACAGCUCCAGAGAUGGACCAGCAGAAAUACAGCGCCCCAGUCCAGCCCAAGCCACAGCCUCACCCUGCUUCCGCUCCACCCUUCACUGCUCCUGUGGCCCACACUUCCCCACAGAUGCCCAAUUUGCACAUCGCAGGGCCCAUCAAUCCUUCUCCUGAACAGAUUUGCAAGCUGCGCAGUGAGCUGGACAUCGUACGUGGGAACACUAAGGUGAUGUCAGAGAUGUUGACAGAGAUGGUUCCUGGUCAAGAGGAUCCUUCCGAUCAUGAGCUUUUGCAGGAGCUGAACAGGACGUGCAGAGCUAUGCAGCAGAGGAUAGUUGAGCUCAUCUCACGCGUUUCCAAUGAGGAAGUCACAGAGGAGCUCCUGCAUGUCAACGAUGACCUCAACAACAUCUUCCUGCGAUAUGAGAGAUAUGAGAGGUUCCGUUCCGGCCGAACUGCCCAAGGCGUAAACAAUGGGGUUUUGAAUGAGGCUACAGAAGACAACCUGAUUGACCUGGGACCAGGAUCACCAGCGGUGGUCAGUCCCAGAAUCAGUGCAACUCCUCCAUCCAGUCUGCCUCCAUCUGUGGCUCCAGUUCGCUCCGCCUCUCCAGUCACACUCUCGUCUAGAUUGGCUGGUUUGGACGUUGGUUCGGACAGUGUGAGCGGCACCUUGAGCUCUUUGGCCACCUGUCAACCCCAAGAUGACUUUGACAUGUUUGCCCAAACUAGGACUGGCACCGUUCCUGAGUGGAAAAGCGCUCCAUUCGAAGACACAAAGGCUUCAAGUGGAGUGGCCCCAACUUUAGAUGUCAGACAACAAAACGCUACUGCAGCUCUAGACCAGUCCUCUGUCAUGGAUGACAUUGAGGAGUGGCUCAGUACUGAUGUGAAAGGAGAUGAAGGUGAGGAGGGUGUGACAAGUGAAGAGUUCGACAAGUUUCUAGAGGAGAGAGCCAAAGCAGCAGAGAUGGUGCCCACGCUGCCGACCCCCCCGACCGAUGAGCUUUCUGCUGCUGCCGGCUCCUCUGCCAAUGCAAGUAAAAAAACAGGCAGAUCCGAGGACACCCUCUUUGCCUUGUAGAUAAGUGUCAGAUCCUGUGCAGAUCCGUCAGCAUCUCCUCUUUCUCUCCUGCUUCCUGCUUCUCCAGCACAAUCAACACUAUCACAGCUGAGGCCAUCAGAACUGAUUCACGAUGUAGACAUUUUCAUAACGGACAUUUUCAUACUACACCAAGUUUUCAUUCCAUUGAGGAAAAAAAAAAUGCUGUUGAAGAUGAUGCACCCAUAACUCCCUCUAAAAGCGUACCCUGACAUGCGGGUUUCGGGAGGUUGAUGUCUAUUUUUUUAAAUUGAUAUUUGUGGUAUAAAGCAAGGAGAUUCAUGUUUACUGUCAGAUCCGGCCAUGACUAACUUUGUGUUCACUGUGGUCCCGCAUGCAGCAGCUGAAUAAUCCUGUUUCUCUUUCCUCAACAAUAAUCUGUAAAGGGAGCUUUUUUAUUUUAUUUACCAGAUUGCUUUAAAGGGAUGCUUAUACAUAGGAGUAUUUAUUAUAAAAAUUCCAGUUAAUACCUCUAAUAAGAUAAACCAGAUGGAAGAGAUAAUGGUAGCAGCUGACAGAUGUGAGAAUUUUGUGUCAUAUAACCUGAAAAUUAUAAUCUGUUCUCGAAUGAGUCUUGACUAUAAGGAAAUGUUUAAGCGUAGACAUAAUUUAUUCAAAUUAAUAACUGAAUAUUUAAAAGAUGCACCUAUAUCGCAUCAUAAGACAGAUCAGAGGGAAAAAUAUAUUAUAUUUACUUCACUGGAUCGUUUUAAAUCUCAUUGUUUUAUUAGGCAAAACCAUUGCCUAUUAGAAUGGAUUAAUAGGAGCAAAAAAGUAUGUUUUUCAAUUGAAUUUGCACUGAAAGAUCUGUUGGCCGUUCGGCUGUGUUAAAAGAGCUUUUGUUCAAAGCCCAAAUUUAAGCUGUCGUUCAUUUCAAUGCUGUCUAUUAUGAGGCCGAAAUCAAAUGGAGUUUCUGGUGAAGUGAUGGUGACUGCGAGGCAGUUUAAAUUGGAUUUUGCGCUCCACAACUGCAGCAGAAACGUUGUUGAGCUUAGCGUUUGUUAUUAGGGAAUGAAAUGGAUCUGCCUUAAAGAAUUGGUUGUGGGUAGUUUAAGGUUUAGUCCACUAAUGCUCAUUUGACGUUUGGUACUCUCAUGUUUGCACACCAGGAAUUUGAUUUCGUGAGGUGAAUGUGCUGAUGUAAUAUCUUUAGUUGGAGUGCUGUGUCUCGCUGUUGUGUACAUACUGUUUUGACGGACCAAAUGUUUAACUUUAGCAAAAUAAUUUAAGUGUAGAGUCAACUAACUUGAGACAUAUAUUGCUUUUAACGUCCAGAGGAGUUUUAGUUGUGUUUGUAUUUGUGUAUGGCUUUUAUUUGUUCGUUUAGGUGAGCACAAAUCAAAGGGACAGUGCACUUUUGGCUGGAUAAUCGUUUUUUAUGAUUUGUCACACUACACAAAAUAUGUAUUACAAACCCAGAUCAUUUAAAGGGAAAGUUCAUCCAAGACUGAACAUUAUCAUCAUUUCUGUCACAAACAUGUUUGAGAAAAAGAUGAUAUUCUGAAGAAGGCUGAAAACUCGCAACGUUUCAAAUCUUUAAGACUUUGGAAACAAAACAAAUCUAGAGAUUUCUAAUCCCUUGUUAAAAGUGUCUUCACCCAAUACUUCAAAGCUUUGAAACGAUUCUAAGAUGUAGAUGUGAAGAGGAAAAAGUUUCUUAUUAAUUUGGAACCACAUGCGGGUCAUUUUUUGGUUGAAUUAAGCAUUUAGACCAGUUCAUUAAAGGAAUAGCUGAUCGAAAAUCAAAAGUACCCAAUAAUUUGCUCACCCACAAGCUAUCUUUGGUGUUUUUCUUCUAUCAGACACACACAUUUGGAGUACUUUUCAAUUUUAUCUUGGCUUUCCAUGCUGUAUAAUGGUGUUGGAAACUGUAUUGGCCAUUUUUGGAGCUUUUUAAAAGCACAUACAUCAGUUGUAAAACUGAUAUACAAAUGGUGUCAAACUCAAUUUCUGGAGGACCGCAGCUCUGCAUAGUUUAGCUCCAACCCCCUUUAACACACAUCUGCUUAAUAGUCCAUAGUAGUCUUAGUAGUAGCCCUCCAGGAAUUGUUUGAGACCUAUGCCAUACACCAUCACGGAGUUCACACAUGUCUUAUGAAUCAUAAUAAUGCAUUUUGGUAACAAAAACUGCUUUUCCACUGUCAUCACGAAUAGUUCUGUUUGUUUUACCAUUCCAUUCUUUGUCAAUCUGGUCGAGUCAGAACAGAAGUAGGUUUAUUUUUUGCACGGUCCUGCUUAAAACUGAAUUCUUUGGAAUGUUACACAAGUGCAUCAGCUGUUGUCUUGCUAAAAUAAGUGUAAAGUAAAUGGCAACAUGGACAAUUUUUGAGACACUUUUUUUUUCCUGAUAUUUACUACAUUAAAUAAGUAUGAAUAAAUCCGCCUGGAUUAUUGGGGAUAUCAUACGCAAACACAGCAUAAAUGUCUAAUCAAGACUAAAAUCCCUGGUCAAUAGUGGUUUGUGAGCAUGCCAUGCUUUUCUAAGCUCAUGUGGAAACAUUGUACCUGCCUGUUCUUAGAGCGAUUGGGCAUGAUAGUAAAAAAGCACAUCAAUUUUUUAAAUUAGGAAUUCAUUUAAUUAGUCGUCUGAUUAUCCAUUGGUCUUGCAAGAGCCAUUUUCCAUACAGUUUAUCACAGAAGAUGAACAUAAACAAAAAAAUUAGUUGGCAUGGCAUUGCAGUAUAGAGUAUUACUCAAACGCUGCAUUCCCACGAAUCAUGUCUAUCCUAGAAGCUUCUGCUACAGUUUCAUCUUGACUCAUACGUCAAGUCAAAAGUCAAUCAAUUUAUCGACAACAUUCUUUCGACAGCCACCGCAAUUCAGUGAUUGGACUUUAUGAACCUGAAGUUUAUGUUAUAACAAUGCAUCGAUCUGCUUCCUAAAUCAUGCACAAAUCCCCUGGUUGUAUUUGAGAUUAUGCAUAUGUGCUUUAAGAAGCUUCAAAAUUGCCACUAUACACAUUAUAAUAUCAUUAUACAACAUGGAAGAAAAACGGAAAACUACUCUGACUGUGUUCAUCUUAAAAAAAUAAAAAAUAAAGUCAUAUGCACCAAGGAUGGCUUGAGAGUAUGCAAAUUAAGGGAUCAUUUUCAUUUUGGGUUGAACUAUCUCUUUAAAGGCAACAGCGCAUGGAUCUACCUAUAGCUGAAGUUGUUUAUUCAUAGUCUUUUAUUGGGUAGCAAUGAUAUUUACUUUAUUAUAUUUUGAGUAUAUUGGCUAUUUUGCUGAAAUUCAAAGUUAGCUUGAGCAGGGAUGCAAUGCAGCUUGAUAAUAUGAGGAAUAUCACUAAAAUGUGCUAUUUAUUUCUUUUCAUAACAGAAGACAUGAGGGACAGGGCUGGUAAUCACAAUGAACUCAUUUCUUUUAUGAUAUCUGUAUCUUCCAGUUCGUUAUUAAUAUUAACACUAAAUUUAAUGUAAAAACGACCGAUUUUUACCUCCCAUGGAUGUCAAGCAUCCUGUUUAAAUGCUGUUGGGAUUGGUUUUGACACUAUUGCUGAAGUGGUUCAUCUUGACAGAUAAAAACACAUAACUUCAUUUAAACCAAUUUCUCAGCAGCGGUUUCAUCUGUCGAUGCCGCGUUGCAAUUUGAAACGGUUUUGGCUGUAAAUGACUCUCAUAAAUGUACAGUUUGAGAAUGUUAAUCAAGUUUAUUCAGAGUCUUUUAUUUCUGAAGUCAGUAUUGGUUACUGUAUAUGAGUGUGAAGGGACUGUAAAGGAGCGAAUGGUAGCUUUUGAAGUUUGAUCUUUAUUUUCAGUUCAGCUGGAGUAAAGAUAUUCCAAUCAGAUGAAAAAUGAACCCCGGUAUACGGUCAGGUUAUGCCAAUGUCUUCAGUAGAGGAACCCUUUUGUACCGUUGAGAGCAUUUCUUAAUAGGGACGGCACUUUUCUUCUUUUUGAUAUGUAUUUGGAGUUGUGUGUGCGUGCGUGUGUGUGUGUCUAUGUAAACAACAGCUCCUGAUAUCCUGACGUCUGCUGCAAACACCAUGUUCAUCCUGUUUACACCAAGAGACGGGAACGAGAGAAUCUAGCUUUACAAAAUGACACCUCUCUGAAUUGGAAGUGGCAAUGUAGUGUGUGUGCUUGCGUGUGUGUGUGCUUGCGUGUGUCUGUGUAUGUGUGUGUGUUUGUGUAUGUAUGUAUGUAUGUAUGUGUGUGUGUGUGUGUGUGUGUGCGUGUGUGUGUGUGUGUGCGCGCAUGCGUGCAUAUGUUUGUGAGUUUGAGUUCAUGUGAGCGUGCACGUGCCUGUGUUUGUCCAUCUGCGUGUGAGCGUGCAUGUUUAUGUGUGUUUUCGCUUGCUUGUUUGAGUAUGUGCUUGCAUGUGUGUGUGUGUUAGGAAGUGAGUGUGUUUGUGUGUGCAUAUAUGUGCAUAUGUAUAUAUGUGUUUGAGUGUUUUUCUUUGUGAGUGUGCGUGCCUGUGUGCAUGUUUGUGUGUGUUUGACCAUAUUUGUCUUUGAGUGUGUGUGCCUGUGUGUGUACAUCCCUGCUUGUGUGUGCAUUUGUGUAUACACAAUUGUGUGUUUGAGCAUUUUUGUGUUUGAAUUUGAGUGUGUAUUUGUGCAUGCAUGCUUGUGUGUUUGGGUAAAUAUGUGUGUGCGUUUGUGAGUGUAUGUAGUAUAUGCAUUUGUGCGUGUGUGUGUUUGAGCAUAUUUGUCUUUGAGUUUGAGUGUGUGUGCAUUUGUGCGUGCAUGCUUGUGUGUUUGAGUGUAUAUGUUUGUGCGUGUAUGUGUAUAUAUGCAUUUGUGCGUGUGUGUUUGAGCAUAUUUGUGUUGGAAUUUGAGUGUGUGUCUGUCUGCGCAUUUGUGCGUGCAUGCUUGUGUGUUUAAGCAUGAGCUUGAGUGUGAAUUUGUGUGCAUGUGUAUGUAUGUAUGUGUAUUGUAUUGUAUGUGUGUGUGUGUACAUGCGUGUUUGAGCAUAUUUGUGUUUGAGUGAGUGUGUGUGCCUGUGUGCAUGUUUGCAUGCAUGCGUUUGUAUGUGUUUGGGCAUGUUUGAGUGUGAGUGUGUCCAUCCUUGUUUGUGUGUGCAUUUGUGUGCAUGUGUUUGAGUGUGAGUGUGUAUCCUUGUGUGCGUGUUUUUGCAUUCAUGUUUGUGUGUGCAUUUGUGUGUUUGCGUUUGUGUGUGUUUGAGCAUGUUUGUGUUUGAAUUGGAGUGUGUGUGCCCGUCUGCACAUUUGUGUGUGUUUGAUUAUGUGUGUAUUAUGAGUGUGUAUUUAGGUAUGUAUUUGUGUGUGCAUGUUUGUGUGUGUUUGAGCAUAUUUGUUUGAGUGUGCUUGCGUGUUUGUGUGUAUGUGUACGUGGUCAUGUUUGAGUGUGUUUGAACAUUUUUGUGUUUGUAUUUGAGUGUGAGUGUGCCUGUGUUUUUCAGUACAUAUGUGUAUGAAUGUGUUUGCGUAAGCGCGUUUCUGCAUGCGUGCGUGCGUGCGUGUGUGUGAAGAGCUGGAAUAAGCUGUACUCUCUCUCUCCCCCCAGCGAUCAUUAGUGUGGUCAGUCUUGGUUUUUCAGAUGGACUGGUGUCGGUCUGUGUGCUUACCUGUUGUUAUACCUCAAGCUGCUCUCUGUACUGUUUGAUUAAUGCAUGUGUUGAACUCCAAUAAAACAUACCAAGAUGGUGA